Lottia gigantea (owl limpet) is the source of this 3899-nucleotide messenger RNA. RefSeq lists its product as hypothetical. Gene Ontology annotation, biological process: protein localization involved in establishment of planar polarity. Gene Ontology annotation, cellular component: cilium; cytoplasm. Bases 63 to 3323 code for a protein of 1086 amino acids. Gene Ontology annotation, molecular function: protein binding. The record is from RefSeq and is a predicted model, not a curated record. The transcript has 30 exons. NCBI's taxonomy places the organism in Eukaryota, Metazoa, Mollusca, Gastropoda, Lottiidae.
CAAUGGCCGACAUUUCUCAACUUUAGUAUCAAAUUUCUUUUUUCAAUUUUUAUAAUAGCAAAAUGCCUAAAACAGAUGCAAGUCCGCUUUCAAUUGUUCAAAAACAAGCUGAAGUCACUAAAAAAGCAGUAGAAAAGUUAGUAAAAGAAUGUAAUAAAGUUAUAAAAGAUAAGAAAUUAAAAGAUAAAGAUGUCAAACAGAAACAGCUCUUUAAAGAAUGUUUUCAACUGAAGAAAGAUGUUUUAAGUGUACAUGAUAGAGCAGAAAAAUUAACAAAGGAAGAUGAACCGAAGAAAGUCAAAAAUUAUGACAACAAAAAAGAUUUUGAAGUUAAAAGAUUGGCCAAUUUACAGAAUCAGUUGACAAUGAUUAUGCCUAAAUUGGCUCCUGAAGAAGAUGAAGAAGCAUUUACCAAAGAAUUGAAAGAAGCAGGUGAAAUUUCUGAUACACCAGUUAAUGAAGAAGAAGAGGAAGAAGAAGAAAGUGAGGAGGAAGAUGAAGCAGAUAAUGCUGUGACGCAAGAAAAUCAAGGAGAAAUCAAGGAUAGUCCUAAGGACGAGAAAAAGGGGAAAGAUAAGGAAAAGAAAGGCAAAGAUAAGCAUAAGAAGGAUAAAGAUAAGAAAGGAAAAGACAAAGAUAAGAAGAAAAAAGAUAAGGAUGACAAAGAGGAAGAUGAAGAUGAAGAUGAUGAGGAAGCAGAUGAUAAAGAUGCCAAGGCAAAGGAUAAGAAAAAUAAGGAUAAGAAAGAUGGAAAAAGCAAGGACAAAAAAGAAAAAGACAAAAAGGAUAAGAAGAAGAAAAAUGAAGUUGAUGAAGAGGAAGAAGAUGAUGAAGAAGAUAAAAAGAAGAGCAAGGAUAAGAAAAAAGAUAAAGAUAAGAAAGAAAAGGACAAGGUUGAAAAGAAAAAUAAGAAAGAGAAAGUUGAGGCACCCAGACAAGAAGUGAAAGAUUUGGAAGAAGAAUCAGAUGAAGAAGAAGAAGAUGAAGAAGAAGAAGAUGAGGAUAUUGAGGAGGCCAUUGAGGGAGAUGAUGAAGAAGACUUUGAAGAAACAGAAGAUGAAGAAGAAGAUCAUGCUGUUGUUAAAAGUGUUAGAAAACAGGAUGCAAAACAAGUGCAAGCCAAAACAAGCCCCAAAGAUGAAACUGAUUACGUGGAAACAAUGGAAUAUGUAGAUGAAGAAUCUGAAGAGGAAGAAGAUUCAGAUGAUGAUGAUGUUGAAGAUAUGAUACAACCAGAAAAGGCUAAGGUUAUAGCCAGCACUCCCAAACCAGCCAGUCGAACAUUGACUCCCAAGUCUGAAUCUUCUAAGACUGCCAGCAGUACCACAGUACUUCCAAGUAGUUCUUCUGAGAAUAAAACAGAAUCCUCGAACAUAGUCAGCAGUGCGUCACAAUCUAAGACACCACAGCCUGCUAGUCGUUCAUCCACAUCAAAGGCAUCAUCAUCUUCCUCUAAAGAAGUUUCUAAGAUAGAGUCCAAGAAGGAUGAAGCUGAUCAUGAGGAUGACGAAGAAGAUGAAGAUGAAUCUGAAGAAGAAGAGGAGGAAGAAGAAGAAGGUGAAGUAGAGGAAGAAUCUGAAGAAGAAGAUGAUGAAGAUGAAGAAGAAGAAGAAUCUGAUGAAGAAGACACUACAAAAGCUGAAGAUACUUUGGAGGUCACCCAAGGAAUUGAGAGGUUUGUUGCUAUUGAUGAUUUUGAAGCUGUAGAAAAAGGAGAUUUGUCUGUUAAAAAAGAUGAAGUUAUACGAAUUAUUGAAGUGAGGGAAGAUGGAUGGUGGAUUGCUGAAAAUGAUGCAGGAAAACAAGGAUUGGUACCUAAAACAUAUUUAAAGGUAUAUAAUCAGUAUUCAUCUCUUCAACAACAUGAUGAAGAAGAAAAGAAAGAACAUUCUGAAGAGGAGGGAGAAGAGAAACAAGAUGGAGAAAAAACACCUCACAGUAAACGUAGAAGUGGUAGAGAGUUGUGGGGAAGUCUUAAGAAAACAGUAAAUGAGACAUUAGUAACUGAUGUAUUACAUGCUAUGGGAGCUGGUCCACCAGGUUUUAGAUUACCAACAUUAUCAAAGUACUUUAAUGAGAGUGAAAAAUUUCGAAUGAAGAAUUUCUUAUCACCUAAACUAAGUGAAUCAAAUUUGGGUUAUAGAGAUCUACUUUUUAAUCCUGCGACUGGAGAGAUGAGAGCAGUAGAAGUGAGGUUAGAAAGAGUAAUAACAAUAACAUCAUGUCAGCAAAUACCACCUCCAGCCACAGGCAUCAUAGUACAGAGAAGAUAUGUAAGAAUGUGUUUAUUUGAUGGUCAAAAUGUAUUGAGUAAUAUCCAUACUAUCAGAGUUGCAGCAGAAGACAAAACAGAAAGAAAUUGGUCUUUUAAUUCAAAGAUUUCAGAUCUUAUGGAUGUACAGUUACAUAAUGAGUUUUUUAUCAGAAGUAACAGUACUAAUAGUAAUAUCGGAGUUUUAUUUGAAUUAUGUAUUUCUUGUGUGAAAAGUAAAAGUGAAGAAAGAGGUGAAUUUAGUUGUGGCUGGGUUCAUUUACCACUCACUGAUAAAACUGGUGUUCCUAUAGCAAACAAGAACUAUGAUCUGUAUGUACAUGGUGGAACUCCUUAUGAGAGAGAUGUUGAGGUUGACCCUAGUGUUAGCAGAAGAGAAUUUAUAAAAUUUAAUUUAUUAAAUAAAGGUUCUAGAAGAUAUUCUAGUAGUAAUGCUCUGGUAUCACUGAUAUCUGGAAACAAGCAACCAAGAUUGUUAGUCAAAGUUAGUGUACCAAAUAAAGAACAGAAAACUCAAUUGGAUUUACUGCCAGAAAUAUUAGUAGGGGAUAUGUGUUUAUUACCGUUCUACACCUAUUAUAGACAAAUAUUAGCAGACGCAUUAAUUAUUAAACGUCUUGAUUUAGAUUCAACAGAGGUUAUCCACAGUCCAUUUUUACGUCAAUUUCCUAAGGUAGCUGACAAUCCUGAUUUGAUGAGUUUAUUCAGAGAAACAUGGGUCAAUAAAUUAAAGGCAGUAAAAAGAGCCGAAAAGAGAGAUGUAGAAGCUAUGAAAGGUUUAUUAGAUAAAGUCUUCAAAGAAUCGGUCUACCCUGUUAUUACCACUGGUAAUUUUGUACCAUAUAAAACUGGUAAUACUGAAAUUGAAAUGAAACGUAAGAAUGUUAUUGAGAAAUUCAGCCAGAUUAAGAGAGAAAGAAAGAGUGCUCUAGCAGCUUUACUAGCAUCAGAUAUUGUUUACACACCAUUUGAUAUGUCAGAAGUUACAUUUAAUAUUAUCAAUCCUUAUAGCCUUGCUGAUAAAUUCAUACCAAUUCCAGUAGAGAGUUGAAAUGAUAAGAAAUUUUAGAAUAUUAUUUGAAAUAAUCUUUAAUACUCUUGCGAUCCUGUAGUACAUAUUUUGAAUGAGGUAGAAAUUACAUAGGAAUUCCUUAUUAGUGCCAAGGAAGAGCGAGCUUUUAACUUGGAACAUGAUAAAAUGUGACAAUAUAUGUUUACGUACUGGUAUAUAUUUGUGGUAAAUACAUAUUAUUGUUGGUAUGAUAGCAAAUAAUCGAUUCAUCUGAAUCUAGUAUCCCGGAGAAGGGCACAAGGGCCCCUCCCCCCCUUCAAGAAUUUUUUAAAUUAACAGCUGUUAAUGUGUAAAUGCUGUUUUCAUGUUAUUAUAUCUGUUUCCUCUUGGCUAUCAGUGACUUCAUUAUUCUAUCAAUUCACAUUUAAAAUGUAACAAGUCUAAAAAUUAAAAUGAGAAAAAAAAAAAAAUGGCACAAAAAAUUAUUUCAGCCAUUUUUCUUUUUAAGUGCUCCUUGUUCCGUCCUUAUAACAAGUGAUAUUAUAUGUUAUCAAUUUAUUUAUUGUAUAUAUUAUCAUCUUUUAAUUUAUAGUUUUAAUAAAAUUAUUAAAUGUU